Messenger RNA from Scylla paramamosain (green mud crab), 1196 nucleotides. RefSeq names its product ATP synthase subunit b, mitochondrial-like (gene ATPsynB). The record is from RefSeq and is a predicted model, not a curated record. Lineage: Eukaryota; Metazoa; Arthropoda; Malacostraca; Decapoda; Portunidae. The transcript is spliced from 5 exons. Gene Ontology annotation, molecular function: proton-transporting ATP synthase activity, rotational mechanism. Gene Ontology annotation, biological process: proton motive force-driven ATP synthesis. The coding region runs from base 4 to 882 and encodes 292 amino acids.
ACAAUGAAAAAAAGUAUGAAGAAUGAAUUAAAAAUUGAAGGUGAGUCAUAUAAAACUCAGCAGACAGCAAUACACAAGAGGAAGAAGAGGAGGCCCAGCAGAGUGCACUCAGUGCAGAGCCCCGCCAUCUUGCUCAUAGGAAUGUUGUCCCGUUUGGCUGCUCGAACUGUGCAGGAGGUGCGGCCUCUGGUGCUGGUACGGCCCACCAGCACCUCGGCCGUGCAGAGAGCUGAGCAGAGGGAUGAGGCCAACUUCCCACGCCCAGUGCGGCCUGUGGAGCCUGGCAAGGUGCGCCUCGGCUUCGUCCCUGAGGAGUGGUUCCAGUUCCUCUACCCCAAGACUGGUGUCACAGGUCCCUAUGUGCUGGGUCUGGGCCUCACCACCUUCCUGUGCUCCAAAGAGAUCUACGUGAUGGAGCAUGAGUACUACACCGGCAUCUCCAUCCUCCUCAUGGUGGUCUAUGCCGUCAAAAAGUUCGGACCUGUCAUCGGCCAGACUCUGGAUAAGAAGAUUGAGGAUAUUGAGCAAAGCUGGCGGGACUACAGGGAAGGCAGCAUCAUACAAGUCAAGGAAAGUAUGGAAAAGGAGAAGGAAGCCCAGCUCUCCGCCAAGGGGCAGGAUAUGCUCUUUGAUGCCAAGCGAGAGAAUGUGGCCCUGCAGCUGGAGGCUGCCUACCGAGAGAGGCUGGCCAGGGUGCACUCUGAGGUGAAGAAGCGGCUGGACUACCAGCUGGAGGUGGCCAACGUGAAGACUCGGCUGCAGCAGAAGCACAUGGUGGACUGGAUUGUGAAGAAUGUGAAGGGCUCCAUCACCCCAGCACAGGAGGCCGCCACCCUGAAGCAGUGCAUGGCUGACCUCAAGGCUCUUGCUCCCAAGGCAUAGAGAGAACCAAGUUGGCCUCCUGACAGGCCCAAACCUUCCUGGUGGUGAUGUGGAAGCUGUGUGAGGUGGAUGGAGUGGCCAGCUGUACUCCACCACCCUUGCAUGCUCAUUAUUCUGACAUCCUCCACAUCUUAUCCAGUUUUCUCCUUGUACAUUCAUGCUGGCAGUAAUGUAAUCAGUGGCAAGACAUCUGGUGUAUAGAAAUUAUUUUGUAAUGGAAUCAUAACAGUAGAAUAUUCUGUUAUUUAUCUUAUCUAUAACCAGGCUAACGAAGAGACUGUUCUGUAUAUAUAAAAGAAGAAAAGAUAAAGUUU